GACCACUGGGUGGCGUCAAAAAGCUACGACGUAAAUAUGACUUCGGAGGUUCAGUUCACCGGUUGACAUCAGUCGUUUCAAAUGAUUUAAUCGGAGAAGACGUGUUUCCAACUUGUUCCAGCCUUAUUUUCACGUGUGAUCGCGAUCGCUAGUGGGUACCGUAUUUGAAACGAAACAAGAAUAGUGGCGAACAGAUUUAAUUAAAGUGAUGAAGACAAUGUUUCUGAUAAUAGCGUCUUUGACGCUUUGCGCGCUGUCCAAAAUCAAUGCACAAGACUCACCCUGUACCACCCCGAGCAACACCCCGGGAAUGUGCAUACCGGUGGAUCGAUGUCGAAACAUUAUAAAGAUCUUCAAGCUGCAACGGCCCAUUUCUUCCCAUCAACUGCAGUACAUUCGACAAUCCGCCUGCCACAUCCCGGACACAAAAUAUGCCGUAUGUUGUCAGCUCAACGAGAUCGAUCCGGCCCAAUCGCUUUUACCAACGGAGUGUGGAGUCACGACCGAUGAUCGGAUAUCCAAUGGGGAAAAUGCCGGCCUCUUUGAGUUCCCUUGGAUGGCCUUGCUGCGGUAUCGGGAGUUUAAUGGUGAAAUAGUUGACGGCUGCGCGGGAUCGUUGAUUACUGAGCGGUUCGUGCUAACGGCGGCCCACUGCAUCAAGGUGAAGAGUAAAACACUAGAUCAUGUUCGAUUGGGUGAAUACAACAAAAAGACGUACGUAGAUUGCGUAUCCCAAGACUGCGCCGAUCCACCACAGGAUAUCAAAAUAGAGCACACCGUCAUCCAUCCUCAGUAUAACACGCCAAAGUUUUCCAAUGACAUCGGCCUAAUUCGCCUGCGACAAACGGUUGUAUUUCAAGAUCACAUCAAACCUAUCUGUCUUCCGAUAACGCCCGAGUUCCAGAAGAUAAACUACCCCAGAUACAUACUUACGGGAUGGGGCAAAACGGAGAACGACCAGCUGUCGAACGUGCUGCAGAAAGCAACUCUACCUCGGGUGGACAACGAACAGUGUAUGCAAGUGUUCAAGCUGAACCAACUGCCAAUCAAACUGACCGAGAAGCAAAUGUGUGCCGGUGGGAAAAACUUUACCGACAGCUGCCGGGGAGAUUCUGGAGGACCCCUGGGAAUGGUUGGCAAGCUGAACAAAGCCCCGCGUUUCAUUCAGUUCGGUGUCGUUUCCGUCGGCAGCAAUUCGUGUGGGGUUCAAAAUGUUCCCAGCGUCUACACCCGAGUGGGAGAAUACAUGGACUGGAUUGAAGGACAUCUGCAUUCGUAAUGCCUAUUAUUCAUCAAUAUAUCUUAUAUCUAAAUAUAAUACUCUAAACAGGGAUUUCUCAUUGCCAAAAACUCAUGUAGAUAAGAUUGAAAAUAAAUAUUAUUUAUGAAAUAAACGAAAAUAACUUACCGUCGCCUA
Messenger RNA from Armigeres subalbatus, 1417 nucleotides. Its product is annotated as serine protease grass-like. The record is from RefSeq and is a predicted model, not a curated record. Gene Ontology annotation, biological process: proteolysis. The coding region runs from base 209 to 1279 and encodes 356 amino acids. Lineage: Eukaryota; Metazoa; Arthropoda; Insecta; Diptera; Culicidae. Gene Ontology annotation, molecular function: serine-type endopeptidase activity. The transcript is spliced from 4 exons.